This is a messenger RNA of Colius striatus (speckled mousebird), 2321 nucleotides long. It is a transcript of the gene P4HA2, whose product is annotated as prolyl 4-hydroxylase subunit alpha 2. Gene Ontology annotation, biological process: peptidyl-proline hydroxylation to 4-hydroxy-L-proline. Lineage: Eukaryota; Metazoa; Chordata; Aves; Coliiformes; Coliidae. The transcript is spliced from 17 exons. Gene Ontology annotation, cellular component: endoplasmic reticulum. Gene Ontology annotation, molecular function: iron ion binding; L-ascorbic acid binding; procollagen-proline 4-dioxygenase activity. The coding region runs from base 186 to 1868 and encodes 560 amino acids. The record is from RefSeq and is a predicted model, not a curated record.
CGGGGCGGCGGCGCGGCUGGAAGGGCCGGGGCGGUUCUAGAAGCGCGGCGAGCGGGGCGCGCGCGGCUGGUUUUAUAGGUACACUGUGAGGGUGAAGCUGAGCUGAAAGGCCACCGCAACAGUCUGCCAGCUUUCUGGCAGUAAGGACCUAGGAAAUAAACCCACAGGUUUGAGCUGUUGGAAAGAUGAUGAAACCCUGGCUGCAGUUGGUGUUCUUCACCUGUACCUUCUUGAUCUGGCAUGCAGGAGCAGAGUUCUUCACCUCCAUAGGCCAGAUGACAGACCUGAUUUAUGCAGAGAAAGACUUGGUACAGUCUUUAAAGGAAUAUAUCCGAGCAGAAGAGAACAAGCUCUCUCAGAUUAAAAGCUGGGCUGAGAAGAUGGAUGUCCUGACUAGCAAGUCAACCUCUGAUCCUGAAGGGUAUCUGGCACAUCCUGUAAAUGCAUAUAAGCUGGUGAAGCGUUUAAAUACUGACUGGCUGGAGUUGGAAAACCUAGUUCUUCAGGAUACAACAAAUGGCUUUAUUGCAAAUCUUACAAUUCAGCGCCAGUUUUUUCCAACUGAAGAGGAUGAGACUGGAGCUGCAAAGGCUCUGAUGCGCCUGCAGGACACAUACAAACUGGAUCCUGAGACUCUCUCUCGAGGAAACCUACCAGGAACAAAAUACAGAUCUACUUUGACAGUAGGUGACUGCUUUGGUAUGGGGAAGACUGCUUACAAUGAUGGAGACUAUUAUCACACAGUGCUCUGGAUGGAACAAGCAUUAAAACAACAUGAUGAGGGGGAGGAUACAACAGUCAGCAAAGUGGAGAUCCUAGAUUAUCUCAGCUAUGCUGUGUUCCAGUUUGGGGAUUUACACAGAGCCAUGGAGCUUACCAGACGUCUGAUAUCCCUUGACAGUACUCACGAGAGAGCAGGCAGUAAUCUGCGGUACUUUGAGAAGCUGCUGGAGAAGGAGAGAGAGGAGGAGAAAGACAAGUCAGUAAAUGAGACCAUGACGACAGAACCUGUGGUGCAAAGUGGUGCCUAUGAGAGGCCUCUUGACUACUUGCCAGAGCGUGAUAUCUAUGAGGCCCUUUGCAGAGGUGAAGGGGUAAAAAUGACGCCUCGAAGACAGAAAAGGCUGUUCUGUAGGUACCAUGAUGGAAACAGAAACCCUAACCUGCUCAUAGCUCCCUUCAAGGAGGAAGAUGAAUGGGAUAGCCCUCAUAUUGUACGAUACUAUGAUGUCAUGUCUGAUGAAGAAAUUGAGAAAAUUAAACAACUAGCUAAGCCAAAGCUGGCACGAGCCACAGUACGUGAUCCCAAAACCGGUGUCCUUACAGUGGCUAGCUACAGGGUAUCAAAAAGCUCAUGGUUGGAGGAAGAUGAUGAUCCUGUUGUAGCCAAGGUGAAUCAACGAAUGCAGCAAAUCACAGGGUUAACAGUGAAAACAGCUGAACUAUUGCAGGUUGCUAACUAUGGAAUGGGAGGGCAGUAUGAGCCACACUUUGAUUUCUCUAGGCGACCCUUUGACAGCACACUCAAAUCGGAAGGAAAUAGGCUAGCGACGUUUCUUAACUAUAAAGAUGAGCCAGAUGCUUUCAAGCGGUUAGGGACUGGAAAUCGUGUGGCCACUUUUUUAAACUAUAUGAGUGACGUAGAAGCUGGAGGAGCUACAGUUUUCCCAGAUUUCGGGGCAGCAAUAUGGCCCAAGAAGGGAACAGCAGUGUUUUGGUACAAUCUUUUCAGAAGUGGUGAAGGUGAUUAUAGAACAAGGCAUGCAGCUUGUCCAGUGCUAGUAGGGUGUAAAUGGGUUUCAAACAAAUGGUUUCAUGAAAGAGGAAAUGAAUUCUUAAGACCUUGUGGGAGAACAGAGGUUGACUGAAAACCCACCCUGCUGCAGGCCUUGGUUUCUCUGUCUCCUUUUCUACUGUUUGUUCUUCCAGUUCAUUUCUAAGAAAUGAUUCAUCUUUUUCUCCAAGAGUCCUCGCACUUUACCCAAAAAGGACAACAAAAUGUGUAACACCUCUGGAAGAAAGUAAAUGGUAUUGCACACAUCCCUGUGUUUUGGUUGCUGUUACUUCCAUAUUUUUCCUACCAUCCUCCUCUCACCUGCCUUCUGCCUCAAAAAUUUCUCUUAGUGGUGCAAACAGUGCUGUGGGCGAUUUGGUAUGUUUGGGUGCCUGGUCAUGUGCCUUUUGUACCUCAGAAGAUUUGGAUGUUAAAUAUUUCUUUGAACCAAAGUUUGUUUGUUUUAAAGUUUUGUGUACAUGUUGAUUUUAUUGUAUUUCUAUGAAUCACAAAUUUUGAAACAAAAAAUAAAUGUUCUUUCCAAAAA